Phycomyces blakesleeanus NRRL 1555(-) is the source of this 1095-nucleotide messenger RNA. RefSeq lists its product as hypothetical. The record is from RefSeq and is a predicted model, not a curated record. Gene Ontology annotation, cellular component: nucleus; tRNA (m1A) methyltransferase complex. The annotation marks the transcript as partial. The transcript has 4 exons. Gene Ontology annotation, biological process: tRNA methylation. NCBI's taxonomy places the organism in Eukaryota, Fungi, Mucoromycota, Mucoromycetes, Mucorales, Phycomycetaceae.
AGUACCGUAACACUCGGAAAGUUUGGCUCCUUCCAGUGCAAUAACCUAAUUGGACAACCUUUUGGUUUAUCAUACGAAAUCUAUGACAGGGAAGGUAACAUCCGCCCUGUACCGAAUUGGGCACUUAGCUCAGAGACUGCAGCAAACAAUCAGAACAUCGUCGACGAUACUUCUGUCCAACUUUUAUCCCAAGAAGAAGUCGAACGGUUAAAAGAAGAAGGCAUGAAGGGCAACAUGGAUGCUGCAGAAAUUAUUCGCAAAAUGAUCGAAUCUCAUACCGAAUUUGACAAAAAGACCGAGUUUUCAAAAGCAAAAUACAUCCAGCGCAAGAUGAUGAAGUUCCUCAAGGUCUUCACACCUGUUCGACCCACCCUUUAUUCUAUAACACAAUACUUCUUUAACAAGAAUCCCGAAAAGAUCAGACAUCUCCGCAUCGACACUCUGUCUCAAUUGCUCAACCAUGCCAACGUACGCGCCAAUGGCAAGAUCCUGGUAGUGGAUGAUACCCAGGGUUUAAUUAUCUCUGCUGUAGCUGAGCGGUUGGGAGGCUAUGGUACUUUAGUUGGUUUGCAUGAUGGAAAGGAUUCGAAUUAUGAUGUCCUGCGUUACAUGAAUUUUUCGAAACACAUCAUGGAUACUGUUCAUACUGUACCAUUUUCAAUGGUCGAUUCUGAAAAGGGCUAUGAAGAAAUAUCAGAAAUGACAGAAGAGGCUUUGCGCUCUUACGAAAGAAAGACAAGGAUGUAUGCUGUUCGGUCAAAAGCUCUCCAGUUACUGGUGGAGGGUGAGUUUGAUGGUCUUAUUAUAUCUUCUUGUUAUAAACCCGAGACUGUGAUCAAGAAGCUGUCAAAAUACAUCCUUGGAUCAAGGCCUGUUGUUGUUUAUAGUUUUCACAAGGAGAUGUUGCUCGAUGCUGCUUAUAUGAUGCGUAAAUCUGGAGAGUUUAUCCAGUCAGAUAUCACUGAGAGCAGUCUUCGAGAAUACCAGGUCUUGCCCGGUCGCACUCACCCACACAUGAUGACAAAUGGCGGUGGCGGUUACCUCUUAACUGGUUUACGUGUAAUUGAUUGUACAUUUGACCAUUCGAUGGUCGUU